Molecule: messenger RNA, 1346 nt
Organism: Melitaea cinxia (Glanville fritillary)
Lineage: Eukaryota; Metazoa; Arthropoda; Insecta; Lepidoptera; Nymphalidae
Exons: 9
Coding region: 221-1294 (357 amino acids)
Molecular function (GO): oxidoreductase activity
Source: RefSeq, a predicted model, not a curated record
CACCUUGUUGAGCUUGUUGUUUAAUUGUAUUCUCUAACGUCUGUCGUACAGUUCUGCGGCUCUGCGCCCACUCGACCAAAUACCAGUCUGCGACACCGCGCCCAUCGAGGCAUACGACGUAUUUUCCUCCUCGAAGCAUUAUUUGUUUAAUGUCCAUAUUAUCUGUAUUUGUUUACGAACCAUAGUGUUGUUAUUUUGGUAACUAAUUGUUCCUACUACAAUGGGCAAAGUUGCAACAGCAGAAGCUCUUCGCUUCAUGACAGAUUGCUUAAAAGCAGUCGGUGCUACGGCGAGUGCAGCUCAGCAGCAAGCUGAGCUGUUGAUAGAAGCUGAUAGAGUGGGACACCCGAGCCAUGGACUUAAUCGACUAGAAAUGUACGUGAAUGACAUUUUGUCUGGAGCAUGUAAGCCAAACAAUCAACCAAAGAUUUUAAAAGAAAACGCAUCAACGGCGUGGGUGGACGCCAACGGUGUCCUAGGAGCGACUUCCAGUCAUUUCGCGAUGGAUAUAGCUAUAAACAAAGCUAAACAAACCGGAGUUGGAUGGGUUACUGUAAAAGGUUCGAAUCAUAACGGUAUGGCAGGCUAUUGGUCCAAGAAAGCUGCAGACAAGGGUCUGAUUGGUAUGGCAUUCACGAACACUUCUCCGCUACUGGCCCCGACUAGAAGUAAAAAGUCAGCAUUAGGAACUAAUCCUAUAUCAGUAGUAGCGCCAGGAUCAGACAAUGAAACGUUUUACUUGGAUAUGGCGACCACAGCUGUUGCCGUCGGUAAGAUUGAAAUGCAAAUGAGGAAAGGCGAAAAACUACCAAAAGGUUGGGCGCAAGAUCCCGACGGAAAAGAGACGCAAGAUGCUGAACUCGCUUACAAGACAAGUUCCUUAAUGCCACUCGGCGGAGGAGAAGAAACAUCGGGUUAUAAGGGAUAUGGAUUAGCGGCAAUGGUAGAAAUCUUUUGUGGGAUAUCUUCAGGUUCAAACUACGGGCAUAAAAUUCGCUCGUGGUCCCAUAGUGGGGAAGGUCCAGCUAACUUGGGCCAAUGUUUCGUUGCUAUUGAUCCGGAGAACUUCGCCCCAGGUUUUGGAGACAGAUUGACUGAUUGUAUGAGACAUUGGAGACAGUUAGAACCCACGGAUAAUAAUCUACCAGUACUAGCACCUGGUGACAAGGAAAAAAAAGCUGCACGAAUUACAGAUGAAAACGGAACUGUUUCAUAUGUCAAGCAACAGCUGGAUUCAAGCGCUGCACUCGCUGAAAAGUUAUCGGUUAAACCUAUGAAUAUUGUAAAUUACUAAAAACGUGUAUACAAAGUUUGAUAAAUAAGUAUUAAAUAUAUUUGUGUAUGUA